Messenger RNA from Exophiala oligosperma, 1317 nucleotides. RefSeq lists its product as uncharacterized. Lineage: Eukaryota; Fungi; Ascomycota; Eurotiomycetes; Chaetothyriales; Herpotrichiellaceae. The transcript has a single exon. The record is from RefSeq and is a predicted model, not a curated record. The coding region runs from base 1 to 1317 and encodes 438 amino acids.
AUGCCGGAAGCACAUGGGUUCAGGGUGACUUUGGCCACGACAGCCGGAAAAGACUAUGUCGAAUUUGGCAACCAGAGCAUAGGCACGCCAUCACGAGGCCGAGUCAUCAGCAGCAAAGUCCUUGCUAGGGAUGGAGAACAUUUCCAUAUCAAGAUCGACUUCGGCUCUGCCUAUGACAACCUCAACCCAAAUCCUGACAGCAAGCCUCGCUGUGAGCUGCGCCCCAUCUUCCGAAACCCUCUCGACAGCGUCAACGAAGCAGGUGUCAAGUUGAUUGAGCACAAGCCCCACGAGAAACCACCUUUCAAAUUUGGGGUCCUGAUCCAUGUCAAUGGUCAACAACGAGCUGAUUUCGCACAACUCCUCAAUCCAGACCAGCAGAGUAUCAUCGUGAAGGGUCGCCAUUGUGUUGAAAGAUUGAAGGACGGUGAAGGCUUCAAUGUCGUGGUCAAGCCCUGGAAGUUUACUGAAAGAGGCAUUGAAGCCAUGUUAUCGAACAUGGGCCUUUUGGUUAACGCUCGACAUUCCAACGAGUCGACCGACUACGAAAUCGACGAGAUCACCACUGCUUUGAAAUUAACGGCAAGCAUGAAACAUACUGCUCCAGGGGGCCAGAUUGUGGUGAUAAUUCGGCGUUGCAUCGUGUUGGACGAGUCGCCUUACGCAUCUGGCUGGCACCAAACGGAGGAAACCGAAAACGAUAUCCGACCGAACCACAAUACUCCAUCUAUCACCACUAGUAAGAGCUCGACACAACUCAAGCACGUCAAAUUCAUGACCUAUAAGCAAUACGAUCCGGAUGACGAGUUUUACGCCAAAUUCGUCAUUCAAGCUCUGGAUCUUCCCAAGCUGGUGAAUCUCAACUUAGCUACUCCUGACGGUGAGCCCAUCACACAACGACGACGGACAUCAGGAAGCUCUCUUAGCAGUGGUCUUAGUUCUAGUCCCUUGAAGCGAAUCAAGAUGCCUCCUGGUGAUGACUCCGAGUCCGAAGCUGAAGGAAGCACAAACGCAUCAAUCAAUUCCAGCAAUGAAGAGGACGAUCUGUCAAGCGAUGAGGAUAUCCGUUCUAGCAAACGCCACAAACCUCUUGUUGAUACACCUUUACGUCUACCCAAGGCAACGGCACCGAAGCGAUCUGAUAUGACAUCGGCCAGUGGUGAUGCUAAAGAGGAAUGGAUGCACCCUCUCCAGGGCAAUGACGAUAUGAGGACCGAGGGCUCUGCUGUUGGAGAUCUGCAAUCUGUCAAGGCAGAAGAAGCCAGUGAAAAUAAAGCAGUGGCGAAGACGCAGGACGAGGCUGUUCAUAUGGGUUGA